AUGUCAACCUUCAAUCCUACAGAGGCCCAUGGUUCUUCUUCAAUAGAAACACAAGUGACAGAGGAUAAAGCUGCGUGGGUGCGUCGAAUGAGAGACCUUGCGAGAACCAAAAUCAUACCCGGAGAAGUCCAACUAAUCGUCAAUAUCGAACCUGCAACACUCACUGUGAAUCCAGAAUUCUUUUGGAAGGCCUUGAAACUCUUCUUUUUCGACAAGGAUGAGCGUAGUCGUCGGCUUGUACGGCGUUGGAAGCAGGUGGGACGCGAUACCAUGAAUAACCGCAAAGACGUCCGCCAGUUGAACAAAAUACUGGGGAAUGCUAUCGAACGCUAUUCCAUGAACCCUGAAUCGUGCGAGGAUGAGAUUAAGAUCAAGGAAGGCGAGGAUCCGGUUCUUGUUGCGCUUAGACUCUAUGAACUACGCGAAAACUUGAAGCAUGACUGUAACAUUACGGAGCGACUAUUUGUAGAAACGGCUAAAGCGUUCGGGAUACAUAUUAAUGAUUAG
Molecule: messenger RNA, 507 nt
Organism: Lentinula edodes (shiitake mushroom)
Lineage: Eukaryota; Fungi; Basidiomycota; Agaricomycetes; Agaricales; Omphalotaceae
Exons: 2
Coding region: 1-507 (168 amino acids)
Source: RefSeq, a predicted model, not a curated record